Molecule: messenger RNA, 6810 nt
Organism: Rhopalosiphum padi (bird cherry-oat aphid)
Lineage: Eukaryota; Metazoa; Arthropoda; Insecta; Hemiptera; Aphididae
Gene: ndl
Product: serine protease nudel
Exons: 19
Coding region: 243-6650 (2135 amino acids)
Biological process (GO): proteolysis
Cellular component (GO): plasma membrane
Molecular function (GO): serine-type endopeptidase activity; protein binding
Source: RefSeq, a predicted model, not a curated record
CAGUCGUCUUUAAUACGUAUUCACUAAACAACUAUCAUCGUCAAAUGUGCGGAGUUCCAUAACAAAUAUAUUUUUUAAUUUGUAAAUUAAUUUUUUUAUAAAAUUAUUUAAAUAUACAUCAAUUAUUUUAUUAAAUACAUCUGAUAGUUAAUGAUGGAGUACUAAAGUGUUAAUUAUUAUGUGUUGCAUUUGAAGAAAACUCACAUCAACCCCAGUCAUUCAACAACAUAACAGGUAUAGGAAUGUCAAAUAUCAAUUCUACCAAAUUAAAUAUGCUGUACGAGAAAAGUAUGCCGUUUUGGAAAAGAAAAUGCUUUAUUUUAUCAGUAUUAAUUUCAACUACUUUAAUCGGUUUAUUAACAUUUUUCGUGGUAAACGAUAUUUUUAAUCAAGGUAGGAUUUUAAAUACAGAAAGUAAUUUAAAUGACACAUCACCAUCACCACUCAACGUGAGUUCUAGCAAAAUACCUAAUGUAGGCUUACUCAAAAUUAGACAUUAUCGGACGGUUUCAGAUGACGUCCACGAACAAGAAAUAUCCGUCACGUGUGAAUUAAAUAACAGAAUAAUAAAACUUAAGAAUGAAAUAGAAAGGCUUUAUAAUAGUUUAACUCGGUUAGAUAUUCGGUUUAAUAGAGAAAAACGGGGUCUGUACGAAACAACAACGAUUGUUGAUUGUGUAGAAAUGAAAGGGAAAUUCAAUAAAAUCUACGAAGACUUAAAUCGGAUAUCUCAAGCAUUAUCAAUGAUUGAUAACAAUGGAAUAUGCCGUUGUAAAUGUCCGCUAGACACUAUCACGGUUGUCGACACAACAACAAAAGUCACACGUUUAACAGAAAUACCAUUUGAUAUAGUAACAUUUGCGUCAGGAAAUGUAAAAGAGCAUACACCUAAUACGAGUGAAAAAACACAACUAUUAAAAAAAAUUACAAUUUCUAAUAAUAAACCUCAAAGUGUAACCAAUCAGUUUAGAAGUGUUUUCGAUCGCGAAAUCAGUACUCCAACUUUGAAUGAAGAAAAUGAGUCCACUACUAUUUUAUUAUCGACAUUCGGAGAUACCAUUACCCAGGAAGACACUGUUGAAUCUGUCGAUACAAAAGGAGACCUGUCACCAGAAAUGUCCAAUGCAGUAACUAAUUCUGUAAAACUUAAAGAUAAUGUUCAAAUAACUGUUGAACCACAACUAUUAUAUCAUACAGAAAUUAUAACCAACGAUUAUGUAAGCUUACAAACACAUAUUACUUCUGAUACGCCAACCAGUUCAACAGAUAUUACGGAUUUAAACGAAACGGUUCAAACGACAGAGUUAAAUAAUGACAGAUUAUAUACUGCACAAGAGAAAGAGUCGAAUAAUAAAGACGUUAUUUUAAAAUCUACAACUGAAAAUGAAUAUAUUUCUGAGUCAACUACCGAAAUAUUGGAACCUGAAAAUAAUCAUAGCAACACUUAUAUUACAAAAAAAACUCCAGAAUCGGCAUAUGAAAAUGAAAAUAUUUCGAAAUUCACUAUAAGUAGAUCAGAACCUGAUAACAAUUAUAACAACGUUUAUAUUACAGAAAAAACUUCGCAAUCUACAUAUGAAAAUGAAAAUAUUUUAGGAUCGACUACAGAAAUAUUAGAACUUGACAACAAUUAUAGUAAAACAUAUGUUACAAAAACAACUUCGGAAUCGACAUCUGAAAAUGAAAAUAUUUUAGGAUCGACUACGGAAAUAUUAGAACUUGACAACAGUUAUAGUAAAAAAUGUGUUACAAAAACCACUUCGGAAUCGACAUCUGAAAAUGAAAAUAUUUCAGAAACUACUACUACAGAAAUAUUACAACUUGACAAUAAUUAUAGCAAAACAUAUAUUACAGAACAAACUUCAGAAUCGACAUCAAAAAUUGAAAAUAUUUCCGAUUUGAUUACAGAAACAUCAAAACCUAACGAUAAUUAUUAUAACAAUUAUAAUAACACUAAUAUUACAGAUAGAACAGUUGAUUUUAUAUUUGAAAGCAAAAACAUUAGUGAAUCGAAUACGGAAAUGUCUAUUUCUAAUAAAAAUGACGGAAAAACAGUUGUUAAAGAAAGAACUUCAUCAGAAGACCGCGAAAAUCAUGACAACAAACUGAAUAACGGAACAAAUAGUAAUCAAUUGACGAUUAUAGGUGAUACUAACAUAGAAAACUUAGACCAUUCGAAACUUGUCAACAAAUACGACGACAAAAGUACCUUGCAGCAGCCUGAAGUGAUACAACAAGUACCACAGAAAACGUAUCCAAUAUGCUUUUACCCAGUACCGUGUUCGCAGAACGUAGUGAAUUUGAAUUACCGGCAAAAUGAGGAAGAAACGAAUAAAAAUACAAUACAGUACUUGGCACAGUCGCUGAACACAUAUAAAAGAAAGCCGCCUGUUGCCACAGUGAUUCAAAACGAUUAUCCAGUUUUGUUGAUUUGUCGAACGGAUGUAGUCUGUUCGGUUGCCGAUUUUGCGGGACAAUCGAACAGGUUGCACUGUAUGUAUUCUGUGAAUGCCGCAAACAAAAAUAGUGAAUAUACUUCGAAUCAGACAAUAAAAAACUACGAUAACAGCACGAAAGACGAAUCCGCGACAAGGGCCAAAAGCGCAAGAAACAAUGACGAAAUUUUAACGGGUAAUCUCGAUUGUCCGCCGAAUACGUUUCCGUGUGUAGACAAUUCCGGGUGUGUGGACACCGAAAACUGGUGCGACGGCCGAAUCCAUUGCAACGACGCGAGUGACGAAAGCCAGUGUAAUUGCAAACAACGAAUAGACAAAGACAAAUUGUGUGACGGAUAUUACGACUGCCCGAGCGGAGAAGACGAAUUGGGUUGUUUCGGUUGUAAUAACGAAACGUUUAGUUGUGGUGAUUGGGAUAUUAUUUCACAGCGUUCCAGCUGUUUCGAAAGACAAAAUCGUUGUGAUUAUAUUAAAAAUUGCCCUAACGGCCGCGAUGAAGACGAAUGCACUUUACUAUCUAGACACCUCGAAAACCCUAAUCAAAUAUUUUUCAUUUCAUACUCGUCCGGUUACCUGCACCAUAAUUGGAAAGGAAAUUGGUACCCAAUGUGUGGUAACGAUAAUAUUGAUACAUGGGCGGAAAAAGCGUGUUCGGUUGAAUCUGGAGAAAUGUCUAAGCCAACUAAAAUACAGUAUAUAAAUGAGCUGACUACGUAUGGCGGUCCGUAUAUCAAUAUCGUUGGAAAUAAUCAAAUUAUAUUAUCAAACGAAUGCAAGCAGCAAGGGGUAUUUGUCGAAUGCGAACAAGACAUUUGCGGCAUACGUUCCGAUCUUAAGUUCAACAAAAACAUUGAUCCUGAUAGACUGAGAAGAAGUUCGUAUUUAGAGUCAUCGAAUAACAUCACCUCGCGCUUUGCGAGAUCGAAAGACCCCAGAGUAGUCGGAGGCGUUGCCAGCAACCCUGGCGCGUGGCCGUGGCUUAUUGCACUUUACCAGGACGGCAUAUUUCAUUGUGGCGGUGUCAUAUUAAACGACCAAUGGGUAUUGACCGCAGCGCACUGCGUUAAUCAGUAUAAGAAGCACUUUUAUGAAAUACAAGCCGGAAUUUUGCGAAGAUUUUCGUUUUCACCGAUGGAACAAUCGAGAAUAGUAACGCACGCAAUAAUCCACACUCAGUACAGUAGAUCGACCAUGGAAAACGAUUUGGCCGUAUUAAGAUUGGAUCGUGGUCUAGAAUUUAACCGUUGGAUUCGCCCUGUGUGUUUGCCCGAUAAUAAAUUGAACUGGAUUCCAUUCCCGGGAACAAUGUGUACAGCUGUUGGUUGGGGAGCUACGGUCGAACACGGACCAGACCCGGACAACAUGCGAGAAGUAGAAGUACCGGUUUUAGCUGAGUGUACGCAUAAAUCUGAUAUAGAUGGUAAAGAAAUCUGUGCCGGAUAUUUGAGUGGCGGCCACGAUACUUGUCAAGGAGAUAGUGGAGGUCCGCUGCUUUGCAGAGAGCCCAACAAUCUAAAUAAGUGGUAUGUAGCUGGCAUAGUGAGCCACGGCGAAGGAUGCGCAAGGCCUAUGGAACCCGGAGUAUACACUAGAGUCGCGUUGUAUAUGGAUUGGAUUAUUAAAGCUACUGAAGAGAACAAUUUACCACUAGACCGUCCACUACAAUAUUGUCCGGGGAUUCGGUGCAACACCGGAAAACAAUGUAUUCCGACCAAACGUCAAUGUGAUAAAUAUGUGGAUUGUAUGAAUGCGGAAGACGAGCAAAAUUGUGAUUACACAGGUUCUCAGUAUCAUGUGAAUUUAUAUCGAUCGAGAAACACUGAUCACAGCAAUUUGAAGUACAGUAAAUUAAAAAGUGCUGUACAGCCAUUGCGAGAUGUUAAUAUGAAUUUCACGGCCACCAACCCCAAACGGACGCCGACAACGGAAACAUUUGUAAGAAUAAACGCAACACCAUUACCAAAAUAUGAUGUCAACGCUACUCUCCGGGACGUAAUUAAAAUCGAAAAUAGAACCACCAUUGCGGUUAUCGAAGAAAAAAAUUAUAGUAAUAAUAUAACAAGACUAAAUAAUACGGUUUUCGACGCUAUAAGACAACUUUUCGACAAUCAGUUUACCGAAGAAACGUUCAGCUGUAAAAGAAUAACUCAAGUGGUGUUAUCUAACCACCGCUGUGACGGCACGGUGGACUGCGAAGACGGGACUGACGAAGAGUCCUGCGACUGCAAAACGAGACUGGCGAACAUGUACAAUUCGUCGGCCAUCUGCGACGGGAUUGUAGAUUGUCACAACCGCGCGGACGAAGCCGAUUGCGUUACGCCCAAGUGCAAAACUGACGAGACCACUUGCGGCUGGCCGAUAAAAUGCAUAAAAAAAAGCGCGUGGUGCGACGGGCACGUAAACUGCAACGACGGCAGUGACGAGAAAUACUGCGUGGCGAUCACGAACGGCACUACAGCUGUGACAUCGGACGCAACGGGACGACCGACGUUACGACAGUCUGGCAUGGUGGCGGUGAACAACAACGGUGUCUGGAGGGUGAGGUGCAUGCGCGACGGUGAUGUGAUUGUUAAGAUCGCACACGAAACGUGUUCGAGCCUAGGCUACUCACAAUCAGAAUACUACGACAAGAAAAUGUCGUGGAACAGUGCUCUACCCUUGAAAACGAACAAGUUGAAGAUGACCGACUUGUGUCAAGGACUCUACGUGGUGUGUAGCGGCAGGAAGACGGUAGAAGAGAAACGGUACCAUUGGCACGCCGACAUCGUGGUGGACGGUACGCUCGUUCAGUCAGGAGUGCUACUGAAGGAUUCGUGGGUGCUUGUUAAAAGAACCGGUUUAAGAUUAAACAAGUCGUACGUGACGGCAGUGUUGGGUGGUAGCACGUACUCGAUCAUGUGGAUCAAGUCGCCAUACGAACAGAUCAUCCGAGUCGACGGAAUCAGAAAAGUUCCCGACACAGAUUUCGAUCUGCUACAUUUGGCUAAUCCGGCAACUUUGAGCAGAGGCGUAACGCCAUUGAACGUGCUGCCGUUUCAACCGUCGCCCCGGUCGAACGGUACUUGCUACGCGAUCGGCUACACGGACGACCGGCACAGCAAUAAAACCGAAGUUGCGUUCCUUCGACCGGAUACCGGACUGUGUGACGACCCUAAAACGUUAUGCUUUAGUGUGUCACAAAUACCUCGAUCGUGUUCAAAUGGAAAAAAUAUGUCUCAUGUGAUUGGGGUCAUCUGUCAGUCAAAUUUUGGUUUGUUUCUGGCCGCAUCGUCAAUUCAGCUUGACAUGAACCUUUGCGAUCGUAGUGCGCAAGUCCGACUACCAAUAGCUGAAGAUCUAAUGAACGAAAUCGCGGUUAUCACUGAUGAAAGCAUAAAAACGACACCCACCCCGUUUUGUGGAGGAAAACGUUGUGAGCUCGGUGAGUGCGUUCCGUGGGAAAGAGUGUGUGACGGAGUACCGGAUUGUCGUGACGAACGAGACGAAACGAUUAAAAUGUGCGAAGAACGUUCCGAAAAAUGCAAGACCAACGACACUCUAUGCAUAUGCAACGUGGGCAGUUUUCGUUGCACCAAUGGAAAAUGCGUGGAGAAAACUGCAUUUUGCGACGGAAUCGACAACUGCGGCGACGGAACCGAUGAACCAAAGACAUGUCAGAAAAACACGUGCGUGGACUAUCUAAAGCUCACGGCCCCGGAAAGAUUAUGCGACGGACGUUGGGAUUGUUUAGACAAGACGGACGAAGAGUUCGCGAACUGUCCCGGUUACUGUAAUAGAACGAACGUUUAUCACUGUCAAUCAUCGAACAAAUGUAUAUCAUCGGAACUCGUGUGCGACGGCGAAGAAGAUUGUCCCGAAUCCGACGACGAAGCAGAAUGCAUUGGAUUAAUUACUCCAGCUGGAAAAAAAAACGAAGGCGUGUUGGCGGUAAGGUCGUACGGUCACUGGCACGAGCAGUGCAUAACCGCAGACUACACGGACGUCGAUUAUCAUUCGCUGUGCAGAGGACUGGGAUUCAGGCACGCGGUGGGCAUAAAAAGGGCGGACGGCGCCGGUGUAGACUUCGAGAACUUCAUGGUCGUUCAGCUGAACGCGGGCACGGACGUCACCAUCCGGUCGGCGACCAAAGACAUCUUGCAGCGGCGAACGGACCGGGCGUGCACCGCCACGUACGUAGUGUGUUCCAGUACAUAAUAGCUAAUUAUUGGACGUGGUCACGACGACACUACACUGCUACAGAUCGGCUGCUAUGACGAUUAAAAUAUAUAAUAUUUAGUAUUAUGACAUUGUUUAUAUUAUACUCUAAGAUUAUUUAUAAAUAUUUAUUUAUUUACUGUUAUAUAUAUAUAUAUAU